AUGGACGGCCAUCCGAACAGGUUCUCCACUGCUCUUCCUCUCUCACCCUCCCGCGUCCCACCAGCCAUCUCCCCCGCGCUGCUCUCCCACUGGCUCAGCCUCGGAGCCACGGUGGUGUGGCUCGGCGUGGAUGACCACCCCAAGGCAGUGCUUGCCGCAGCUGACUCGCUUCGGACCGAAGCUGUGGAAGCGGUUGGGCAGCUGGUGAGGAGUCUGGGGCUGCACGUGGCCAUGCUGCCGGGCGACAAUGCGGGUGCUGCCACUGCAAUGCAGCAGCAGUGGAGUAAACCCAUAGCAGCACUCAAGGCAUCCCACGGCGUCACCUGCAUGGUGGGGAAUGGCAUCAACGACGCACCCGCCAUUGCAGCCGCUGAUGUCAGCAUCGCCAUGGGCACCAUUGCGUCCGCAGCAACCAUGGAGGCCGCUGACGUGGCACUGAUGUCAGACGACCUGCGCCAGCUGGCGCGGACAUUUAUGCUAGGGCAGGCAGUGCGGUGGGUGGUGGCGGAGAAGAGAAUGUUGCGCUGUUGGUGGUGGUGA
Closterium sp. Naga37s-1 is the source of this 540-nucleotide messenger RNA. NCBI's taxonomy places the organism in Eukaryota, Viridiplantae, Streptophyta, Zygnematophyceae, Desmidiales, Closteriaceae. The record is from the annotation of a GenBank genome assembly.